Toxorhynchites rutilus septentrionalis is the source of this 8610-nucleotide messenger RNA. RefSeq lists its product as uncharacterized. Gene Ontology annotation, molecular function: GTPase activator activity. Lineage: Eukaryota; Metazoa; Arthropoda; Insecta; Diptera; Culicidae. Gene Ontology annotation, biological process: signal transduction. The record is from RefSeq and is a predicted model, not a curated record. Bases 1246 to 3357 code for a protein of 703 amino acids. The transcript is spliced from 9 exons.
AGGUAGCUAGCGUUGGAUGUGUUCGGACAUAGAUUCGUCUCGGUGUGACUCGCGGUGUAUUCCCAUCUGUAAGAGGGAAGCAUAGUGUACAAGAUAGCUGAGCAGUGGAAAAAAAACCAGCCGUAGGGAAGAAUAUUUGCUAAGAAAGGUUGGGUUGCAUUGUUUCUUCAUUGCGGAUAGCAGAUUAGCGAACGAUGUUGCGGUUUUACGGAUCGGAGAAGAUAUUGUGUGGAAGAUCUAGGCUAGGCUGAUAGCCCUCCGGAUGGAAGAUUUAGUGGUUUGAAGGAAAAAACGGCAAUCUUUUUUCGUUUUCAAAUCACAGUUUUCAUUCUCAGGGAUCGGAGAGAUGGAGUGAAUUUCUCUAAAGAGGUUGUCCAGAUUUUCUCGCACUCUCCCUGGAUGAGUACAUGCUGUAUGAGUGUGUGUGUGUGUGUGUGUGUCUGACUAGAAGAAGAAACUUGUUUCGCGUGGUUGCGUGCGAGUGUGCUGUGAAUAAAUGCGGGUGUGCAACACACGAAGCACUGGGCUAGAACAAUAACAAAAUAAUUCUGCCUGCUUGCUUGCCGCGGCGCUCUUCUGCACAGCAGCAACGGUAACAACGAAAGACUACACAACAUAACAUCAAAAUAACGGUCGCGCACACCAUCAUCAGGCUGGGCCUAGUUGAAAAGUGAGAAAUUAUCGAGCCGUGUAAACAUAUAUUUGACAUUAUACUUUCGUGUGCGGAAGCGAUUGUUUGAAUUUUCUUGUUUUCGGAUGUUGUUUUUCCGGCUGAUAAUAUUGGCAUGUAUUUGUAUUUGUCCCAUUUAGAGGUGUGAAACUACGCAUGCAUGCGAGUCCGUUUGUUUGGUGCUAUUUUGGAUGAAGUGUCAGUCUAUCGACACUACAAACGAAAUCAACAAACCAAAUGAAGUGUUAACAGAAAUUAGGAUUUUAUCGAAAUAGUAGAAUAAGGCAAACCAUUGUUGUGAUACGACGCUCGAAAGAAAAACAAUUCCAAAUGUGUACGCGUGCAGCCGACCGUUGCCGGUACCACCAACCCAAGUGAAACUUUGCUCUGCACCCAACCCCCAAACCCCCCCCCCCCCUUGUUUUGGCAGAAUAGUCGCGUUUCGCGCGUUUUCCUUCCUUUUUUUUGUUGUGUAGAAAAAUAUAUCGACGGCAAACUGCAGAACAGUUGCUGGCACAAACACAAACCACGUAAACGACACGCAUUUGUGUGUGCAACAGUGCGUCGGCGGCGGUAUGUCCAGCUGGGCGCAACGAAUGCAUCGCCGGGCAGCGACCCUCGGCAGUGUGGUCACCUCGUGUGGCCACCCGGGUUCGCCCUAUCCGCAUCGGCUCGAAAAGGUUAAGUUUGGCGUCCCGCUGGACGAAGUGUGCAAAAACGACAUUCCCGGCCCCCUGCUGGUGCUCAUACUGAAGCUGAACAAGGAGGCACCCUUCCGGAAGGAUGUGUUCCGGGCACCGGGUCACCAGGGCGCGAUGAAGAAGUUGAUCCACUUCCUCCAGCAGGGCCGGCUGGUCAACGUGGACAACUACUCGGUGUACACGAUCGCGUCCGUUCUCAAGAAGUUCCUGCGGAAGAUCCCGGGGGGCGUGUUUGGCCGGGAAGGCGAAACGGAACUGUUUCACAUCGUAGACAUCGAGGAAGAGCAGGUCCAGCAGGAGAAGAUUCACAAAUUACUAAUGUCACUGCCAGGCCACACACAGCGCCUUUUGGUGCUACUGUUUGGCACAUUUCGGGUGAUAGCCAGCAAUUCGGAACGCGCCGGCACAGGCAUGACCAGCGAGGCACUCGGGGUCUCGGUGGCGCCCAGCUUUUUCCAGUCCUGCGUCAGCGAUGGGAAGACCGCCCGGAUGGAGGACGUGUUGCGGUAUAAGGCGGAAGUGAAUGUCGCAACCAAGAUCAUGAAGCAGAUGAUCGAGCAGUUCGCCGCGUUCGACCUGUUCGGGCGGGACAACUACGAGUAUUACGCCCGGGUCACCGGUCGGGUCCUGCGGGUUCAGGACGAGUGGAUCUGCUCGUUCCGCUAUCCACCUCCACCCAGGGGGAAGACGGCCCAGCAGAACUAUGCAUUGAAACUAGCUUUAGAAACCGAGAAAACCUGGCUGCAGUGUGAAUGCGAACGAUGGGGACUAAUCGCACAGGAGGAAUCACAUUCGACGCCGGCACUGCUGACCACCGGUGGACCGAACGUGGGCAAUUCGGCCGUUUCCCUCGGCAUCAUUCCAGAGCACUCGCUGCUUGAGUCCUGCGCCCGGCUUUCGGUGUCUCUCGAGGGCCCAGGAAUCUUCAACGUGCAAAAGUCCAGCUGCUCGUCAUCGUCACAUUCGUCCUCGUCCACGACCCGGUCCGGUUCGCAGCACCACAUGACCCUGGACGAGCUGCGGGCGGUCAACCGAUACGCCGAGAGCACCAAGAGCCUAUCCUUCCUACCUCAGGUCCACGAGCGGCAAGCGGCUCGGAUGCGCACUCGGUCCGAGUGGUUCCUGGGGGAGCGCGGAGGUUCCCUGGAGCUGUGUCACGCACCCGACGGGACCCUGCUGAUGCAUCCACAGCUCGUGACGUCGACACCGAUUUCGGGCAGCAUCCUGGGUGGUGGCAUAGGAGGUGGAGCAGGAGGACCAGGAGGUGUAGGACGCGGUCAUCAUUCACAUCACGGCAUUAUCGUGGGAAACGUCGGUCUGAGUGCAUCAGCCGAGUCGGUGCAGCACGUAAAGCGAACUAGCCGCCGGAGCUCCCGCCACGGCCACCUCCAUCGGAGCUCGUCUCGGCGGAACAAGGAGAACGGAUCGUCCCGAUCGAACAGCUUCCGGAGCAAGAACCCAGGUGGCAAAGGAAGCAGCGCUGCCGGAGGCAGCGUUGAGGCGAACAAUCUGGGCAAUAGCAGUCUGGCGAAUACAGCGAGUGGGGGAGGCGUAGCGAGUACGAAAGAUCAUCACCGGAUCCGAAAGCAGCGGGCGGUUUCGUUCGAACAAACGUCGGCUCCGACGGGGACCACCAUCACGUCGUCCACCUCCGGCUGCCCGGUGGUGGUAAUGUUGGGGAUGAAUCCGAAAUGGCGCGAGUUCUCGUCGAAGUCGCUGGACGAUAAAAAAGUGCUCACCAAACAGAACAAUAUUAGCGCGCUUGUCGAUGGGGGAGAUUUGGCGAUGGAUGACGGUACUGCCAUUGGAAGAAGUGGGAUUGUUGGUAAGAGUGGAUCCGGAUCUGGUGGCGCUGGUUCGCUCACUGGAGGGGCUGAUAGCGACGGGGAUUGGCCCAUGAUAGAUCAGAGCCAGCCGCAACAACAGCAGGCGCCACCUCCACAACCGAGUUCGAUGCUGCAUCAUUUUAAGCCACCGCGAAUAUGAUUUUAAGGUAAUCUCGUUUAAUAUGCUACAACAAGUACAGGUAAUCAGGGAGAAAAAGGGAAACUCGAUUUCAUUCUUUUAUUUAAGUGUCUAUUAUACAUAUAGGAAACACGCGCGUGUGCGUUCGUCGUUUAGUUAGACAAUUACGUAAAAUUUUUGCUAGAUUAAUACUCGUCUCGUGUAAAAAAGAACUGAACUUUAUUCUGUGGGAUAGAAACGUUUCGCUGAACGGUUCGGAAUGUGUUGUGCUGGUAGGAACUCAUCGAAACUCGUCGUAAAAAUUGAUGUAACACUGACAAAAAAUGUUUCUGAUUUCGGAUUUUCCACUAGAAUUCCAAACUGUUUCAAUUCCAAAUUGAUGAAUCAAUAAACUCAUUUAAAAAAAUUGCCGGCGAGAACAAACAUUAUAAACAUUUAAGAACGAAAUUCUUUACUAUAAACAUUUGGUAGCAUUGACAAGAACCGAUGAAUGAAUGCUUUCACUGAGUGAGAGUCGCGAAGCAAUAAAACGCCAAAUUAAGCAGAUAGUUCAACUCUCAUACUCUCAGCAUUCACAUGUACUGUUGAUUGCUCGCUAGAAACUGAAAUUGAAACGACAUUGAAACACUGAACUUAUUGAAUAUCCAUUUAGUUUUUUAGUAUCUUUUAGCAAAAUUACAUCUUCGACGCUACCAAAAACAUCGCCCCAAAAAACACGCAAAACGGUAACGAAAAAUCCGAACCAAAUCGGUUGUGUUGUGGUGCUAGUAACGACAGCCACUGCUACGGAAUAAAUUCUCACUUUCUGCUUUCCACCGAAGAACACAGAUCUCAGCACUAAAAAAUACCUUCUUCACAUCCGGCUUGAAAUGCACUGCAGUUCGACGCCACUUCGGACCUGGAGACAAUGCUUGAACUCGCCAAAAUUCAAUUAUCGAUGGAAUAAAAGUCACCAGUCAUCCAGUCAUUCACGAUUUAUCAGUCAACCAGGUAAUACUUCCAAUAAAGCCGAAUAUAUUCCUAAAAUCACACAAGUUCGCUUCCAGCAAAAAUUUAUAUAUCAUUCCGUUAUUUAUUACUUGGGAUAUUAUUUUAGAAUACAUCGAGAUUUUUAAAACAAUUCUUCAGUCGAAAAGCUCCGAGGAGACGAUUCGAUCUAUGCUUCAUUCUUGUUCUCUCGAGCAGAAUACACGUACUGCAGUCAGUAUGCACCGCGAACAUUCCUCUCGUGCUAGAUGCAGUGCGGGCCCAGGCGAUUAUAAAUUUGUCUCCCACCACCGUUGUCUGUUUGAUAACGCAUCAAAUCAACAAUUCCUACGUGUGAUUCAAUCAUACAUAAACAAUCUCCAACUAACGAGGUGGAAACCGACGCGGUGCAUUCUAUUUUAUAUUUCCCUGCUGCUUUGCUACUGCCCGUUAGUGCAGUGCUAUGCUUGCUUCGCGCUUAUUCUGAGAAUGUAUUCUGAGGCACAGUAGCAAAAUAGGAGCUGGGGUUGGCCAGGACGAGCACAAUAUUUAUAGUGCUUUCACAGCCAGCCGAUGACAUGAACUGCUGACCGAUUUUGACUGAGAUGGACUUUUUUGGGAUUUCAAUGGUUUGCUUUCAAAGCAAUUUUUAUGCUUUUGAAACAAGUUUUUGGGUCAAUAAGUAUCAAACAUCACUCAUACACCUUUUAUGUUUCGAAUUAAACUUCGUUCAGCCGACAAAGUGGUCCGCCUCAUAUCCCUACAAAGGUUUGAGCAGGACGAUUUAUUUUAUAGAUAAAAUUUAUGUCUAAGCAUAUCAAGAAACCAUUAUUAUAAAAAAAAAAUUAAAACGCACUGGCCCUGUUGCAGGCAGCACUUUCUAUUAAUUGAACAUCAUGAAUAGGCAUACACUGUGAAAAAAACAUAAACAAUGCUCCUAUUCGUAUUGACAUUGACAUAAUCGUAGUCUCAUCUUCAGGCAGAUCACGUCUAUUAUUAAUAUAUAACUGCUUUGCAGCCCAGUUAACGAACGGCCUGUUAAAGAUAAGCCCCGUUAGCGAAUGAUUGCUGUAUAUGGCUGAUAGGGCGAUGAAAGUGUUAAGCAAGUGUCUUCCGGGUUGCGGCAACAUGGGCAAUUGUACAGUGAAAAAUGAUAUCAAUACUACGAAGAUGGCAGCGACUAUCAUGUGAGGACUGAGACCAGCAUUGCAUAAGAUAUUAGUAAUCUUCAUGAUUCAUAUCCUCAAUUCUCAAUGACCCAAUUCCUUCUAUCUCAACUAUCUCAAUUCCAGCAGUAGAAACAAUACGAAUUGAGCUUGAAUUAUCCGAAAAACGAGAACUCUGAUUUAACAAACGAAUGGGAUUCGCAAGAAAAAUGGACCGUUAGGUAGGUAGGUAAAAAAACGCAUUCAUACGAAAACUGAAGUGUGUCCCACAUCAAAUUGCAUCACGGAAAAAAGCUGUAAAAAAUCACCUAGUUGAUCGAUCCUUUUCAAACUUUUAGACAAUAAAUUGUAACCCAUUAGUGACAUUUGGGUUAUUUAUUCAUUCAACUUCAAGACCAUAACCGUAUUCUCGCACUUUACGCUUAACUCUACUCAUAAGGUUCUAUACACCAUCUGACGGCAGUUUCUUCUGUGCGGAAACCCACUUUUUCUCCAUGUCUUCCUCAGAUUUUACCUCCUUGGGAUGCUUCCGUUGUGCCUGCUUCAUAAUAGUCCAGUAUUUUUCGAUGGGGCUUAGUUCCGGUGCGUUGGUUCAUGUCAUUGGGUACGAAAGUAACCCCGUUGGCUUCGUACCACUCCAGGACAUCUCUUGAAUAGUGGCACGCAGCUAGAUCCGGCCAGAAGAUCGCAAGGCCCUCGUGUUGCUUCAACAGAGGAAGCAGAAGCUUCUGUAGAUACUACUUGAGGUAGUUCUGCCCGUUCACAGACCCGGUAGUCACGAACAGAUCUACCUCACGUUUGCCACAUGAGUAGAUCCCUUAGCAAAUCAUGUAUUUCUUGGCAAACUUUGAAAAUUUCUGUUUUCUACCUCUUCCGGAACAUGAAACAUGUGCUGGGUGAUGAAGAACAAUAGUCCUGGAAGCUGCCGGAAGUCCGCCUUGACGUAAGUCUCAUCAUCUCUUAUAAGACAAUGAGACUUCGUCAGCAUCUGGGUGUACAGUCUCCGUGCCCGUGACUUUUCCACCGUAUUUUGCCGUUUUUUUUGGUUUAAAUAUUUCCAAGUUCAAUCGCCUCAAGGCCAAUUAAAAAAAAACUAAGCUAAACUCUUGGUCUUCAGAACGGCCAUUUGGAAUGCCUGGCUGCCGUUCGAUCGCUAGCUAGAUGACUGAUGAAUCGUGAAUGCUGUGAUCUGAAAUCGUGAACUAAUUGUUUAUACCCGAUAAAUUGAAAACGGGUGAAGCUUAAAUUGCAAUAUUUUCUCUAUCCAUAUCGUCCGUAGAACGAACGCUGCAUUUUCAUUUCAAGCGAGCGAGUCAUGCGCGUCGGAUUCACAGUAGUAUACAAAUGCUAAGUCUCGCUGAUACAUUAGUUCUAUAGAGAUGAAUGAACUGCAAAGUUUAAAGCAUCUCUGAAACAAAAGAAGAAGAUAAAUUAGUUGCUCGUUAUUGAUAGCACCGAUAGGUAAUCACACAAAUGUAUAGGGACUGUAUUUUAAACCAUUUACGAAAUAUGGAAUCGUAAUGUAGAGUAUAUCGAACAAAUCUUAGAGAAUUUCUGAUUCGAUUGAUAUGCAGAUCAUUAAAAUAUUGUCGCAGCAAAAUAGUUAUUACCAGGGCCCUAAAUCUUCGAAGAUGAAAAAUGAAUAUCGACUCUCCUCUCAGUGGCUUCGCAUCGGCUAGGACUACUUUAGCAUUCUCUGUGAACAUAAUGAAUUGACAAGAAAAUGGAUUGACGAACGUUUAGAGCGAGGAUGACUGAUGAACUAUUCUAGUCAAUGGUUAUUCUAUUUGACGUGAAGUAAUAGAAGUCUUCAUUACACCUGACUUCUACUCCCCCUGACACGAAUCUUGUUACCUGCGUAUAUAAUCUUAUUUUUUAGUCCAUAUAAAGUGAAACGAAAACUUGAUUUUUGAUGCAAAAAAGUCAGAGGAGGUUGUGUCCGAGACACGACUGCAUAGUUGACGUAGGAUUACGUUAGGCUAUCUGUCGCAUACUGAUUUUGGAUAUGUUUGAAAAACUAUAUUGUUAAUGAUCUGGUGGCCCUGAAAAAGGCCGUUUCGUUUGGUUAUUGGGUAUUUUUUGUUCCAGUGUUACAAUCGAGUUCUCGGCAUCAGUGAUAGAAAGUUGUUUCUAUCCCGAUGCACGUUUACGGGAGCGACCAUCAAAGUGUCAUCACUCGUGAUGUUUCCUGUUGCCUCUAGUAGUGGACCGAUGCAAGACACAGCUCGAUUGUUGAUGUUAGGCCUCGAUGUUCACCGCAGCUACUGCUGCUACUGCCACUGUUGGUCGCUCCGAUUCGAUUUUUUUUUUUUAUCCAAAAUAUAUAUUUUUGUUAAGGCUCAUAUGGCGUCAACCUGACGGGGCCGGGAGUUCAAUAUUUCGACAAUGUUUGCCUUAUAACUAUGUUAGUAAUAUGUAACCGAUUACUCGCGGUUGGCUCGAGGUUAGUAUUACAAGUGUUUUCGUAAUUGUGAUGUUGCUGUCUUCAAUGAUCUGUACCUGUGCCCGACACGGGAUACUUCCUAUUGGGAUGCAGCUGACCAUUAAUCAGCAACGCCCCCCUAGUCUGUACCCCAUAUCUAGCGGGGUGCGUCUUCUCGAGGAAUCCAGGAUAGAAUGGUCACUAGCCGGCGCAAUCAUCAGCUCGUGUAGAGUUGUCAUGAGCGGUACAACCUUUGGCUUUUGUUGAAUCAUCAGUGGACUGCACAACCUUUGGCCCGUGUAUCUGUAAAGAGUGUGUGUAUGUAUUGCCGCGACUAAGUAAAAGUUUAUAGAUCGGAUAGGAGGGAUACGAAACAGGGACACAAAGAAGGAAACAUCAUUAAACGUUGACAUCGGCGUUUCUGAGGAACAGGUAUAGAUGAAGCAGAAGAUCAGGAUCACGGCUACCUAAGAUAUCCCGGACGGGGAUAUCCGAUUGUCUGCCUUUUGCUCUCAGUGCUCUAGAGAGCUGAGAGCGAGCAGCAUGGAACCGGAUACACGACCAGACAAUAUGCUCGAUGUCGUGGUAGCCAUCGCCACAAUCACAAAGAUUGUUUGCUGCGAGCCCAAUUCGAUAGAGAUGCGCGUUUAGGUUGUAGUGAUUGGACAUAAGCCGAGAUAUCACGCGAAUGAAAUCACGACCGACAUUCAAUCCCUUAAA